CUGUCGGCCAAGAAUAAGGGGUUUGAAAGCCCACGACACUGACGGCGGCGGCAGCCUUUUUUUAGCGGGCGUCGCGAAGAUGGGAAGCUUCUCUUUGUUUCUCGGGCAGGCCCCUCUCUGCCUGCUUAUGCACCAAUUGGUUAUUCGCGCGGGUUUUCGGAUGCCACCCAUUGCAAAUCAAGGAUCUUGACAGCCACUAUUUCGGUAUCUUGGGCGCGAUUGACCACUGAGGCUCUGGGACCGACCGACCACCACUUCCCCCGUUCUAUAUAAGGAGCCCCGCUCCUCGAUCGCCCCCCAUGAAGGCCCUUUCGAUUCUCAUACCCAUACUGGUUGGAUUCUGCUCCAUACUGCUCUUUCGAGACCGCGUCGACGACAUUGUCGCAAGCUUGAAGACGACCUACGACCGCUACUCGCGAGAGCUCUUUGCCGCAAAGCAGGACAUCGUGACGACGACGACGACGACGACGACGACCGCAGCGAGCGCAAGAGCAACAGGCGCCGCCCCCGAACUGCAGCAUCCAGAGACUCACCUCUACGCGACCGACAUGUCCGUCCCCCGCGCGAUCCGCAAGGUCUUCCUUGCCGUGGAGCAGGCCGAGGGUGCGGGCGCGCGCGUGCGGCGCUCGGUCGGGACGCCGGCGCUGCGCAACUUUAGCCCUUUCCUGAUGCUCGAUCACUUUUCCAUCAAGCCCGGUGCCGGGUUCCCCGACCACCCCCACCGCGGCCAAGAGACCAUCACGUACCUGCUCACGGGCGGCGUCGACCACGAGGACUUUGCGGGCAACAAGGGCACCAUCGAGGCGGGCGACCUGCAGUUCAUGACGGCGGGCAAGGGCAUCGUGCACGCCGAGAUGCCGCGCCAGAACCCCGACGGCAGCGCAAACGUCGGCCUGCAGCUCUGGGUCGACCUGCCCAAGCACCUCAAGUCGUGCGAGCCCCGGUACCGCGACCUGCGCGCCAAGGAGAUACCCGCGGCCGAGGCCGACGACGGCAAGGUCAAGAUCAAGGUCAUCUCGGGCCAGAGCCACGGCGUCGACUCGGUCAAGGACCUGGCCUACACGCCUGUGUGGAUCCUCGACGUCGAGAUCAAGCCCGGCGGCAAGGUGGCACAGCCGCUGCCCGAGGGGUGGAACGCCUUUGCCUACGUGCUCGAGGGCGCCGACGUCAAGUUCCGCAACGGCAGUAGCGCCGAGGGUGAGGGGGAGGUCAGGGCCGCGCCGCAGUAUCACAACGUCGUCUUCGAGCCCCAGGGCGAGGCGAUCCUGGCCUCGGUCGACGGGGACGCCGCGGCGCCCGGCCGGUUCGUGCUCGUGGCCGGCACGCCACUGGACCAAAAGGUGGUGCAGUACGGCCCCUUUGUCGUCAACUCGAUGGAGGAGGUCCAGAAGGCCAUGUUUGACUUUCACACCCACUCCAACGGGUUCGAGCGGGCCAAGGACUGGCAGAGCGAGAUUGGGAAGUCGAUGAGGGAUUAGGGGGUGUUUCUCCGUUUUUGGCUGUCUUCUUGGAUGAUUUCAAUGCAUUUUUGCUUGCAUGGCGCCUUUUUUCUAUACAGGUUCUCCUUCACCUACCAGUCCAUUUUCUUUGAUCUUCUCUGUACAUAGUCAUCGAGACUGAUACCCAUGAACAUGUUUUGCCUCACCCUGGGAACUCGAUUGCAAGGGUGCACCACCAUGUUGUUCCCACAAGAUAUGUUUUCGUAGAGGG
This is a messenger RNA of Gaeumannomyces tritici R3-111a-1, 1710 nucleotides long. Its product is annotated as pirin. The record is from RefSeq and is a predicted model, not a curated record. NCBI's taxonomy places the organism in Eukaryota, Fungi, Ascomycota, Sordariomycetes, Magnaporthales, Magnaporthaceae. The coding region runs from base 300 to 1478 and encodes 392 amino acids. The transcript is spliced from 2 exons.